GCCUGUUCAAUCCAUGAGGUCAGGAUGCUGCUCCUCUGUCACGCUGUAGCUGUGGCUGUUGUCCACAUCUUUAUCCUCUCAGAAAACUGGGCAUCUGCCAAGAACAUCAACUUCUACAAUGUUAGGCCUCCUCUGGACCCAACACCAUUUCCAAAUAGCUUCAAGUGUUUUACCUGUGAAAAUGCAGGGGAUAAUUAUAACUGCAAUCGAUGGGCAGAAGACAAAUGGUGUCCACAAAAUACACAGUAUUGUUUGACAGUUCAUCAUUUCACCAGCCAUGGAAGAAGUACCUCCAUCACCAAAAAGUGCGCCUCCAAAAGUGAAUGUCAUUUUGUUGGGUGCCACCACAGCCAAGAUUCUGAACAUACGGAGUGUAGGUCUUGCUGUGAAGGAAUGAUUUGCAACGUGGAAUUGCCCACCAACCACACCAAUGCAGUCUUUGCUGUCAUGCAUGCUCAGAGGACAUCUGGCAGCAGUGCCCCCACACCCUACCUUCCAGCACUUGCUUGGGUCUUCAUGCUUCCAUUGCUAUGA
This is a messenger RNA of Urocitellus parryii (Arctic ground squirrel), 534 nucleotides long. It is a transcript of the gene Lypd6b, whose product is annotated as LY6/PLAUR domain containing 6B. Lineage: Eukaryota; Metazoa; Chordata; Mammalia; Rodentia; Sciuridae. The record is from RefSeq and is a predicted model, not a curated record. Gene Ontology annotation, molecular function: acetylcholine receptor regulator activity.